Messenger RNA from Clarias gariepinus (North African catfish), 5827 nucleotides. It is a transcript of the gene lrriq1, whose product is annotated as leucine-rich repeats and IQ motif containing 1. The record is from RefSeq and is a predicted model, not a curated record. Lineage: Eukaryota; Metazoa; Chordata; Actinopteri; Siluriformes; Clariidae. The transcript is spliced from 27 exons. Gene Ontology annotation, molecular function: protein binding. The coding region runs from base 59 to 5284 and encodes 1741 amino acids.
AGACAAAACAUUUCAAUUUAAAGUUAUGUCUCUCUAAGGUGUCCUGACACUCUUUAAGAUGGAUGCACAUGAGGUUGAACAAGAGUUGAAGAAGUUGACCGAUAAUCACCCUGACAUGGGCUCUGACAGUGACACAGACAUUGAAGAAGAUUUCAGUUUAUCUAAUGAAAAGCUAGAGAAUGACCUUCCUGACUCAAUGCUCUCCUACUUUAAAGCCUCAAGUAACAGAGUGAACACUUUUGAGCAACUCAUCCUCAAAGAUCUUGAUGAUCUUGAGACCAUGUGUAAUGAGAUGUUCGGCGUGAGUCAGCACGCUGAUCUUCUGAAUGAACUAGGCUCUGAUUUUGAAGAGGAUCCAUUAAGACAGAAGGAAAUCAUAAUGUCUGAAAUUGAAGAGCAAUUGGGCUCCCCAUGUGAAACUUAUGACUCAAAUGAAGAAAAUGACACUGAAUAUGACACACACAAGGAUUCUGAAAGACAGCUCAUGUUUGAAUGGAGACAAAUGGAGGACCGACUGAAGAAAGAGGACGAGCAGAGACAGGCCGAGCUUGAGGCUGAGAAGGAGCAGUAUCUGAAAUUAGAGGAGAAGAGGAUGUACAGAAAUGAGCAGUUUAAGGAGAGGAUUAGCAGGGCUGAAGCAACUAAUCAAUUUGAAAUUUCUAAAGCAGAAGGAGAGGAUGGUGAAAUAAGCCAAAGUGUUCAAGUUGAAGUGGUCAAACAGCAGGAGCUGAUCAAGAGAUUAGAAGAUCAGAUAGUGGAGGAAAGGCAAGCUUUUGAGGAAGUACAGCAGAAAGAGGUAAAGAGAACUGAGGCACGGCAUGCUGCAGCAGCCACAAAGAUACAAGCAGCUUUCAGAGGGGCACUCGUGCGUCAAUGGAGCAAAAAGGAGCUGACCAAACGAAGAGAAGAAGAAAAGAGGAAACAUGAGAAAAGGAAAGAAAGGGAAAGGAGGCGAGAGAUGGAGGAAGUAGUGAAACUGGAGAGGGAGAAGGAGAGACAGCGGGUGGAGCAGGAACAACAGCAUCACAGAGAAGAGGCUGAAAGGAGAAGAGCUGAGUACGAGAGAUCCAAGGAACAGGAGCGCCAUCGUCUGGAGAGAGAGCGCAAGCUGGAGGAGCAGAAAAGAAAAGAAACAGAAGAAGCAAAGAGGAUAGAGGAUGAAAAUCAGAGAACGGUGGGAGAAAUGAGAAUAGAAGAUGAAAUGAAAAAAGUACAGAAGGUGGAAGAGAAGAAAACUAAAGCAGAGGAAAAUGCAAAAAGCACUGAGAGUGAAUUAAAAAGAAAAGAGGGAAAGGAAGCAUGUAAAAGGGUAGACAAGAGGAGACUGGAGGAGGGCAAAAGAGAAAGACAGCAACAUAUGGAAAAUAUUAGUAUAGAAAAAGAAAAAGAAAAUGUAACUGAAGAGGAAAUAAAAAGAAGAGAUGAGAUGAAAUCACCUGAAAUGAUGGAAGACAGGAGAAUUAGGGAGGUAAGAAGAGAAGUACAUGAUGAUAAGGAGAAGACAAGAAAAGCAGGAAGAGAAGUACAUGAUGAUAAGACAAGUAAAGCAGAAGAAAAAACAAAGGAAAUUGAGGAUGAGAUGAAAAUAAAGGAUGAGGAAAAGGAGAAAGAGAGGAGAGCGGAGGAGGAGACGAGAAAAAAAGUAGAAGAAGCAAAGAGGAUUGAGGAUGAAAGCAAAAGAAAAGAGGAGGAAAUGCAGAAAAGUAUGGAAAUCUGGGAAGUAGAGCAGGAAAAGAGGAAUGUGCAGGUGGAUGAGGAGAAAGAAAGGAAAGAAAUUAAGAAAGCAAAGAGAACAGAGGAUGAGAAAAAAAUGAUGGAGGAAAUUAAGCACAAACAAAUUAAGGAGAGGAGGAGAAAAGAGGAGAAAGAGGGUAAGCAGCGUGAGGCUGAAAUAAUUAUAAAAGAAGAAGAGAAAAAGCAGAAAAUGGUAAAUGAAGAAAGAGUUGAAGAAAAUAUUAGAUUAAAGCAAAAUGAACAACUUAAAGGAAAUAAAACUGAGCAACUGGAAAAAGAGCAAAGAAAGAAAAAUGAGAUAAUUGGUGAGCAAAUAGUAAUAAAGAGAAAUGAUGAUAGGCAGAAUUCUGAGGAAAUUCAUGGACAUAUAAAUGAGGACAGUGUUAAAGGAUGUUUUGAGCAGAGAGAAGAUACUGAGACUGACAAGGAGAGCAGGAUAACUACAAAAAGGUUAAAAGAAGUGAAAUUCAGUGAUAUAUCCCAGGGAUGUCUUUCCCAGUCAGUUAAUAUUUCCAAAAGUUUCAUGGCCAAGACUCUGUCUUCUACAAAUGGACAGGAUGAGCAGCUCAGCUCUCACCUUGUAUCCACCCUGCCCUCUAUGUCCAGUGAGAACAGCAGCGUAACAGUGGGUGCACGUGAAAAGGAAAGUGUAACAGACACCAGAAGGCUGCAGUGUGCUCUGCAUGACUCCAGCUUCGCAUGUCUGCCUGACAGCACUGAGCAGAAGCGAUUAGGCUGGAUGAUGAACUGCACACCCUGGGCCAAGCUCUCCACGCAGAGUAAGAGGAACAGUCAGAGUGCUCCACCUAGGAGGAGGGAACAUAAGAGAGCCUCAGGACACAGCCUGGUACCUUUACCUGUGGACAUUAUUCUUAAGUCUGGACCCUGGAGGUCUCUUAAACAGGUGACUUCAGUAACUCUGGAAGAUUUGUCCAGCUGCAGUCUCUCCACACUGUCUGAGUGUACCAGACUACAGAGUCUGACGCUCAGACGAUGCAGACUUCAGGCCCUGGAUGGACUUAAACAGUGUACUCAACUCCAGCAUAUUGACUUACAGGAAAACAGUAUCACAUAUGUGGACUGCGGGGGUCUGGCCAGGCUUGAGGUCCUGCUUUUGGGAAGAAACCGGUUAACGAGCGUCCACGGUCUGGAUGAUGCUCUUAACCUGACUGUACUUCAGCUAUCUCAUAACAUCAUUUCCCGCAUCAGUGGUUUGGGAUCCCUAAAAAAGCUUCACCAUCUGACAGUUGAUCAUAACCAGUUGAUUAGUACGAGAGGACUGAGUGAAACUUUCACACUUUUGCAUGUGGAUUGCUCUUAUAACCACAUCAGCCAUGUCGAAGGGCUAGAAAACUGCGCACUGCUCAACACACUGGACCUGAGAGGAAACAACCUGACAGAGUUGCCUGUGCUUGAAAACCACGUCCUGUUGAGGGAGCUAUAUCUGGAUGAUAACAGCAUCUGCUCUCUGCAUGGCCUAGAUAGCUGCUGGCUGCCUCUGCUGCGCUGUCUGUCUGUGCCGCAGAACAGUAUCACUCAGCUACCACUGCUUGUGGACUUGCUCUCACUGAAGACAUUUAAUGUUAGUCACAAUUGUCUUUCAGAGCUGAGCAACAUUUGUAUGAGUCUUCAGGGAUGCAGUCAUCUUCAGGAGCUUAGCAUAUCUGACAAUCCUGUACAGCAGGACAAUACUUGGCGGUCUUCUGUUCUGGCAGUAAAUCCAAGCUUGAUAAAGCUGAACGGAGAGCAAACCGGCGCCUCACGAACACUCUCUGCAGACUCAACACAGCUGUGGAGCUUCCAGGCCCUGUGCCAGGCGCACCAAGAACAGAUUGAUUCAGUACUACAGAGACACGGCAUGGAGAUCAGCUCAUCUCCAUCUGCGCUGCAUGCUCAGCUCCUGGUUGGUAAACACAGUGCUGAGCUCUUUCAGUUGGCCGAAAAACAACGCUAUGAUCAUGAGUAUGGAGACAGCAGGGUGUAUAAGACAGCCACGCAAGAACCUGUGAACCUGAUGGUGAACUGUUCACCUUCCAGCAACCUUCAGAAAUUAUCUGAAUGCAAUUUAGCACAGGAGGAAAGUGCUAAGGUCAAAGACCAGCAACCAGAAGAGCACAAGUCUCUGAGCUGGCAAGCACCAUGUCCACCAAAUAUUACCCACCAAUCCCGGUCUUCAUAUGGUGACCAUAAUGCUGAUUGUGGAGGUAGAUGUUUAAGCCCUACCCAUGAAUUCAGCAAUACACAACCAGGUGAAGACAGACACAGCAAAUAUUAUGCUCACCAACAAUCCAGGAUGGACCUCAAAACAGUGGCAGUUAUGGUGAUCCAGCGCCGCUGGCGUGAACACAGACAGAAGAAACGCACAGACGAUUUAGGGCCACCUGCAAAAGCUCAUGCAAGAUUGAGACUGCAAAAAGAACUGCAAUCGUGUAAAUCCAGGCCUGGAUGUCUUAAUAAAGACUAUGCUGCCACUAUCAUUCAGGCAGUAUGGCGGGGCUACUCACUACGGAAGAGGCUGACUCGUGCUCUUAUGCUCGCCCAGAUAUCAGACGGAGAUGAAGCCUUCGAGGAGGUGGACAUAGAUGAAUUUGUUUUUGAUGAGGAAGCCAUGGAGAGGGACUGGAAUACUCUGCGUUCUGACAUGUUGUCGUCCUCAGUGCUGCCGUAUUUAGAACAGCUGCCGCUGCCAAAGCAUGUGCUACCUCUGCCAGAGCUUCAUAAAAAGACAUCUGUGCAGCCAUGGAAGCCCAGACAAGCCUGGAUUAGCGGAGAGGAAGCACCAGUGUCAGAGCAGAGCCAGUCUUCUGAUUCAUGCGGCAGAAUACAAUCUCCAGCCUCAACUUUAAAAAAAUAUUCUUUAUCAGAAAGAUCUGAGAAGAUUCUGAAGGAAUGGGGUUUUAGCAAUAGUUCCACUGCCCUUCUCAUGCUUAAAAGGGCUCAGAGGAUGAAGGCCAGAAAACAGCAAUAUCAGAGAAAAGUGCAGAAUCCAGCGGUGCAUUUGGCUCUGUUCAGGAACCACAAUGUGCGGCCUGAUCAAAUGAAGAACCAUAAAUCCAGACUUGAAUUCAGAGAGGAACUUAAAGUUGGGAGAGGAAAUUUGAGUGUUCAGGAGGCACCGCAAGUAGAGCCAGGGCAGAAGCAGAUGCAAAUGCACACACUCCACAGAACCUACCAGUGGCUCCAAACACAAGCUGUGCCGAGUCAAAGAAGCGCUGCCCCCUCCGUGAGUGAUCAUUUCCUCCCGGAGAUUGACCCUGAAAUUCUGAAUGGUGGAAGGGUUCAGCUUGUGGCUUCUACAGGGAGCAGAGAAGGUCCAGAUUCAGCCAUGAGCCAGUGGAUUGUUGGCACUGCUUUCUCUUCACUUCAACAUCAUCAAGCUUACACUCGGACACGCUCGGCUGGACAUUCAAAAAAAGAAGUGCCGUCUCCUCAAAGAGUCACCUUGGCUCCAUCUCGAAAGGAGAGAAUCUCAUUUCGAGACAAUCCAGUGCAGCUGAGUGGAGGCUGGGGGGGAGGCAAGAAGAGGUCUAAAGCAAACAAUUUAAAAUAACCUUACUGCAAAAAGCAGACAAUGCCUUCUUCCAAUGCCUUCUUCCAAUGCCUUGUAAAUGUAUGUACCUAUGUGGGUGUAUACAUGUUUUAAGGAUGAUGGAUGUAUGUUUUUUAGCUUAAGCGCUUAUGCCCUUUAAACCCUAAUAAGGCCUAAUAGGCCGUAUGAUGCACAUUGGAUCUCCUCUGAAAUUCCCUUGCAGCUUCUGUUUCACUAAAAUUCAAGUUCUUCCCUUGUAAAUUAAUUAAAAGGAAUGAAUGAGGUAUAACCCAAAUAUCUUCAGGCAGUCUCAGGAUGUGUGUCAUUCUCAAAUAUCAGUGACCAUGGCAAACUGUGGAAUGUGUGUGGAAACCAUUUUCGAUUGACAUGCUUAGUAUGUUAAUAUGCAGACAGGCAAUAGGAAGCAGGUCAUUGUUAUUCUAAACCAGUUGGGCAUUAUUAUAUUAUGUACACUUGUCAAUAUGUAUAUAGAAUUUCCUUAUAUGUUGCAAUUAGAAACGGUGGGUGCAAAUCCCUGAAGUACAUUUGUACAUUUAUUUAUUG